Patiria miniata (bat star) is the source of this 342-nucleotide messenger RNA. RefSeq names its product vicilin-like seed storage protein At2g18540. The transcript has a single exon. NCBI's taxonomy places the organism in Eukaryota, Metazoa, Echinodermata, Asteroidea, Valvatida, Asterinidae. The record is from RefSeq and is a predicted model, not a curated record. The coding region runs from base 1 to 342 and encodes 113 amino acids.
AUGAGAAGAAAGAGAGAAAAGGACGGGAACACACGUAGCAGAGAGGACAGGAACACAAGGAGCAGAAAGAGCAUGAGAAGAAGGAAACACAAAGGACAGGAACACAAGGAGCAGAGAGGCCGGGAACGUGAGGAGCAGAAAGGACGGGAACCCAAGGAGAAGAAAGGAAAAGUCGUGGAAAGGCGAGCACGGGAAAAUGAGGAGAAGAAGAGAGAAAAGAGCAAGACAGGGAUAUCAGAGGAGCAGCAGGAGGAAUGGAAUGGAGUGAGUAGCAGGGCAGGAGAGGGAAUGCAGGAGGAGGAGGAGGACGAAGAUGAAGAAGAGAUGCCGCCAUUUUGUUAA